AUGGACGCGGCGUCUGCCAGCGAUUCCGGAGGAGGAGACGGGGGCGACGGGGGCUGGAACAUCUCCACCUCACCCGCGACGGUCACUGAAGACGCAGCCAGCUUCCUUCGUCGGACCAUCGGGCCGCAGGAGCUUCCACUAGACGUGGUGCUGCCCAUCACUGUGGUGUACGCCCUCAUCUUCGUCACGGGCGUGAUCGGGAACGUGGCCGUGUGUCUGGUGAUCUUCCGUCACCCGGCACUGCAGACAGCUACCAACUUCUACCUCUUCAGUCUGGCGGUGGCCGACCUCACCGUGCUCGUGCUAGGACUGCCCAACGACCUGAAGGUGUACUGGCGCCAGUACCCGUGGGCCCUGGGACGGCCGCUCUGCAAAAUACGCGCCCUCAUCUCCGAGAUGACAUCGUACGUGUCGGCACUGAUAAUAGUGGCGUUCAGUUUGGAGCGCUACCUCGCCAUCUGUCAUCCGCUGCUGUCGUACACGAUGGCCGGAAGACGGAGGGCCACGCGUAUCAUCGUGGGCGUGUGGGUGCUCUCGCUGCUGGCGGCGGCCCCCUUCGCCUUCUAUACGGACGUGCACUACAUCGAGUUCCCCAGCGGUUCUGGCAUAUUUCUGGAGACAAUCUGCUACAUGCCCAACGAAUGGCCUCUCAUCUUCAGUUCGUUCGUCUUCUUCAUCGUUCCUAUGUCGAUGCUUAUGUUCAUAUACAUCUGCAUAGGUAUAAAGAUUCACCACGUGGAGACGAUUCAUCGCGUGGAAACGGUGGGCGGCAGCACACUGGGCCCCACCGGCUCCGGGGAGGCGCGCAGAAGGGGCAACCGGAGAGCCGUCCUACGAAUGCUCGUUGCGGUUGUCAUUGGAUUCUUCCUCUGUUUUGCGCCCUAUCAUGCUCAGAGGCUGCUGUAUAUUUACGGGAAGCAGCUGCCAAACUACCGAGAGAUCAACGAGUACAUGUACUACACCACCGGCUGUUUCUACUACGUCUCGGCCACAAUAAACCCGAUAUUGUACAACGUCAUGUCGGCCAAAUACCGCCGAGCGUUCAAGGAGACCCUGUGCGGCCGCCGGUCGCCGCUAGGUGUCAGCACCAGUACCACGGUGAUGGCGCUGUCCCGCCGCGCACGGGCCACCUCGGCUGACCGCGACUCCGGCUCCGGAUCGAGCCCCCGCGCUCUCUCCUCGCCCUCCCUGAACGGCACUCUACCCACCGGCCGGAGGGCGACCCUGCGCAUCAACGGCGUCAGUCAUGACGUCUCCAUGGAAACCAGGGUGUGAGUGAUGUGUCGAGCUUGUGAGGGUGAGUGGUCAGAUGGCGUCUGAACGGAUAUUUCUUUUUGGUCGUUCGGUAAAGUGGCGCAAGAGGACUCUAAGCUCUAGUUUAAAUGCCAGCAACAUACGGUUCUAAAAUGGUUGAUAAUUUCAAUAUCGUUGAUGCAAAAAGUUAGAUAGGUGAUAACUGAUUUGUAUUCAAUAGGUAGUGAAGAUAAUUGCGCAUAAAUUCUCACAAAUAAUCCUCGUGCACCGUUACAUUUUGUCGUCAGUUGACACUGGCUGAGCCAUCACAAUUUGUCAAAAUUGUAGUGGCGCAGAGCGAGCUUGGAAAGUGGGAUGCGAGCUUGGAGAAAGAUGCCAGCCUAUAAAGUACCACUACACACCUUUGAAGUUAUAUGAAUGUGCGUGCGAGCGAUAACUCAUUUUUGUCAUGUGUGCGCAUUGGUAUACCUAUUUGUGAGGCUUGUCCUGUGAGAUUGAAUUGAUGUUGGGCGGGCUGUGAAUGACUGGUCAGACGAAAUGAUGAAUAGUCGUGUUUUGCGAUGCGCGUGGCUACUGACAUCUCAACGAGCUGUCUGUCAGAGGUUAAGAGGCAUUCUACGCUUUGUGGUUUGCUGUUAUGUGAAUGUUGUCACUAUAACACUGACGAUCUCACUCGAUUGUCAAUAUGCCAAAUCAAGGACCUCUGUAUGCGAGGUCUAUGGCCAAAGGUAAAGGCAUUGUGCUAGAUGUUGUGGAAC
Molecule: messenger RNA, 2012 nt
Organism: Amphibalanus amphitrite
Lineage: Eukaryota; Metazoa; Arthropoda; Thecostraca; Balanomorpha; Balanidae
Product: neuropeptides capa receptor-like
Exons: 8
Coding region: 1-1275 (424 amino acids)
Biological process (GO): neuropeptide signaling pathway
Cellular component (GO): plasma membrane
Molecular function (GO): neuromedin U receptor activity
Source: RefSeq, a predicted model, not a curated record